Molecule: messenger RNA, 1272 nt
Organism: Aspergillus udagawae
Lineage: Eukaryota; Fungi; Ascomycota; Eurotiomycetes; Eurotiales; Aspergillaceae
Exons: 2
Coding region: 1-1272 (423 amino acids)
Source: RefSeq, a predicted model, not a curated record
AUGCUAUUAAAACAUUCCCUCCUUUCCCUCCUCUGCGCUCUGGAGGUUGCCUGGGCUUUGGAGCCCUCCGCAUGUUUCUCACCCGACGCCAAAGGUAAAGCCGGCUAUGAAGCAUGUUGUGCCAAGCAGGGCAAUGGCAAAGGCACUGUAGGCGGGGUCGUGUUCCAGUAUACCUGCCAAACAUUCCUGAGGAAAGGCAAUGACUAUGGCACAGCCCACAGGGGAGUCUCCAGCGCAGGGGAAUGUGCCCAGUUAUGUGCCGCUGACUCAAGCUGCCUGGCCAGCUCGUGGGGUAGCGCCAUAUCUCAAUGCUUCCUGUUCUCGAGCAAAGGGUACAUCCGGUAUACCCCCAACCCCGGGUUCCUCAUUCUUGAGAAGACGCCCGAGGAGCCGGAGAAACCGGAUCGUGCAAAGGACUGCCAGGAUCUGGUUGAUGCGGGGAAGAAAGAGGGCGAGGCCCAGUGCACCACGGAGAAGGAUAAGCUCCGACAGGAGGGAGAAGAGGCUUUGCGUGAAUGCCAGAAGCAAAAGCAAGCCGCUGUUGCAGAGUCCAAGACGCAGUGCGCCACGGAGAAGGAUAUGCUCCGACAGGAGGGACAAGAGGCUUUGCGUGAAUGCCAGAAGCAAAAAGAAGCCGCUGUUGCAGAGUCCAAGACGCAGUGUGAGAAGGAGAAGGACGAGCUGCGUCAACAGGCCGAAGGAGCUGCGCAGAAAGAGCGCGAGCAAUGCGAGAAAGACAAGUCUCAACUGCGCCAGGAACGUGAUGACGCGUUGCAAAAGUGCAAGUCGGACUGUGAGGCGGAGAAGGAACAGCUGCGCCAGCAAGGCACCGAUGCAGCAAAGCAGUGCGAGAGCGACAAGGCGGGACUGCAGCAGCAGCUCCAGACCUGCCAGGACAAACAGCAGCCGGCGAAGCCUACCGACACGACCGAAGCCCAGGACCCCAAGUGCCGGGACAACAGCUGGCAAAACAUGUGUGGCGGCGUGUGCCAGGAGGAGACCUUCACCCUUGCUGGAGUCGUGUUCAAGAAGAAAUGCUUCGUGCGGACUGUCAUGGCACAGGAAGUGCAGGUAUAUCACCGCUCGUCGCUUCUCGAGUGCCUGGAGAAGGACUGUGCUCCCAACAGCAACUGCCUGGGUGUGGGAUGGAGGCCAUGGGAGGUUGGACAUUGCCAUGUCCACAUGAGCAUCGGCCAUGGUCUUCGUACCGCGUACAAUCCCCACGAGCAUCUGAUCUACGCAAAGGAUCGAGUUACGCCUAUGGGAUUAUAA